Messenger RNA from Hippoglossus stenolepis (Pacific halibut), 2513 nucleotides. RefSeq names its product ST6 (alpha-N-acetyl-neuraminyl-2,3-beta-galactosyl-1,3)-N-acetylgalactosaminide alpha-2,6-sialyltransferase 6 (gene st6galnac6). Lineage: Eukaryota; Metazoa; Chordata; Actinopteri; Pleuronectiformes; Pleuronectidae. Gene Ontology annotation, biological process: ganglioside biosynthetic process; oligosaccharide metabolic process. Bases 220 to 1140 code for a protein of 306 amino acids. The record is from RefSeq and is a predicted model, not a curated record. Gene Ontology annotation, molecular function: alpha-N-acetylgalactosaminide alpha-2,6-sialyltransferase activity. The transcript has 6 exons.
AAGACGGGGGGACGUGAGGAGGAGGAGGAGGAGGAGGAGGAGGGGACACCGCAAAGGCCGAGAAACGACGAAGCGCCGGCUGAUCGCUGCUCACUCUCACCUCCUCACUUUGACAUGGAAUCAUAAUCUAACACGUUAAUCUGAUCAGCGGGGGGUUGUUUUUGUAAAGAGCUGGCGGUAAAGGUAUGAUGACAGACAGACACACUCUGAUCAGAAAGCAUGGGGCUCAGUGGAAAGCAGGGACAACAGAGCCACAGGAUGGUGAUCUUUGUUGCCAUCUUCAUCCUGAUGACACUUCUCUUCCUGUACGGCUCCAACAAUGGCAACAAUUACGUCUUUACCCCCAUCCACGUGGCCGUUAAUAACCUCAAGAACUCAGACCUGAAGAAGUGGGCUGGGAAAGAAGGCUAUGUGCCAUUUCAUGGGAACAAGAAUAUGACCCUGCACUGUAAUACCUGCGCGCUGGUGACAAGUUCCAGCCAUGUCUUGGGGAGUCAAGCGGGAGAAGAGAUCGACCGUGCGGAGUGUGUGAUUCGCAUGAAUGACGCUCCUACGCUGGGGUUCGAAGCGGAUGUGGGCAGUCGGACUUCUCUGAGGGUUGUGGCCCACUCCAGUGUGUUCAGGGUGGUCCGGAGGCCCAACGAGUUCUUGCAUCGCAUGGACAACAACCCUGUGAUCAUAUUCUGGGGACCCCCGAACAAGAUUGGGAAGGAGGGCAAAGGGACUUUGUACAGACUGAUCCAGAGAGUCAGCAUGACCUACAGCAACUUGUCGUGUUUCAGUAUCAUACCAAGCAAGAUGCGCAGAUUCGACACUCUCUUUCAUAAGGAGACAGGACGAGACAGACAAAAAUCUCACUCGUGGUUGAGCACAGGCUGGUUCACAAUGGUCAUCGCCAUUGAGAUAUGCGAUAACAUCACAGUAUAUGGGAUGGUUCCACCCAAUCACUGUGGAAAAAAACCUGGAUCCAAGAAGAUUCCCUAUCACUACUACAAACCCAGGGGGCCGGAUGAAUGUGUCACUUACAUACAGAGCGAGAGCGGCCGGAGAGGAAACCACCACCGCUUCAUUACAGAGAAACAGGUGUUUGCACGCUGGGCAAAGCAGUACAACAUCACCUUCGCUCACCCCAACUGGUGAACACACAGAAAACCCUUAAGAGGUCUCUCUGCACUCGCGGAGGAAUGAACGAGUACCGAGGGGUGGAUGAUGUUUGUUAACUUCCCCGAUUGGGCCUUCAAAUCGCUAUGUGAUGGAUGACCGCUUUUGGGGGAAAAAAACUAAAUCAUUGCAGAGGUAUAUAGAAAUGUGCUCUGCCGCCAAAACUCACUUUUUAGAGGUUUCUGAAACACUGUGUGUAUCGUCCACAUUGACACGUGGCAGUCGUGUUUUUGUAGAUAGAAAAGAAACUGAUUUUAAAGAUUGAUUUUUACAUGUUUAUAAUAUUUUUGUUAUGUAUCGGAAAUGCACCGUUUCCCGUGUUGAAGGGGGAGUGUAUUUAAGUAUUCUCAUUAGAUAUGUCAAUAAGUGGCAGACAAAAUACUCUAUAUAUAGACCUUAUUUGUCCAUUAUACAGAGAAUAUAUAUAUACACUAUAGUAACUGCAGUGAUACCAUUUUUUUUAAUAACAGUUCCUGAAUCAGUACCAAAAAACAUCUACACACAUCUCAUUUGAAGUAUGAGCCAAAUGUUGUUAAAUGGUUUAAAAUAUAGCAUCUGUGUAAUGUUGAAAUUACAGUUUGAAAUUGGCAAAAUUAAAAAUAUUAAUAUGUAAACAUGACUUAAUCUGACCAAGGGUCCAAAUCUAAUUAAUAAUAAUUCCGUUUUUUAAACUUGUUGCUAUGGAAACACACAAAACUUCAUCCACUUAACAGAUGUAAAUAUCAGGUGAUUACAAAGAGUGAGGAUAAAACACGUUGGUUUACUGAAGUUUAUUUAGAUUGAUUCAACAGGGACAAACAGUUACACCGCUGUUAACGCAUCUAUCAUUGGUAAUAUUCUGACAUUUAUAUUCCAGAAAGUAAAAUUCAGAAAUCAAUUUCUACAGAUACAAAUGUUACUUUUGUUUUCAUGUUGAUAAACCCUCAAUUAGAAAUUAGCACUUUUUUUGUUGCCUUAGAUGUUGAUUUUAACAUUUUACACAAACAUUUGGAUAUGAACAUAAAACCCCGCCUCAUAUUUUAAAUGUUUUUUUAAUUUUUUUAAACCUCUGGCAUUCCAGUGCAUGCAACUUAAUUUCAAAUAUAUCAUGGCCUUGUUAUGUGUUGGUAUGUUGCUCUUAGGACUGCACGCUUAAACUGAAAGUUAAGUUACAAUUUGUAUGUAGAAACAUGAUGCAGAGAAGGCUGUGAUUUCUUAAACAGUGUUGCCUUUUGCAAGUAAUUCAACUGUUCUCUCAGAUAUACUAUAUCUGCUGGUGAGGCUUGUAUCACAACGCUUGACUGGUUGUGAUCAGAAGCCUUGUACCUGUGAAUCUAUUGGUCAGCAAUAAAUAGAAAACAUGAUAUACAUGA